Messenger RNA from Betta splendens (Siamese fighting fish), 2019 nucleotides. RefSeq names its product origin recognition complex, subunit 2 (gene orc2). Gene Ontology annotation, cellular component: nucleus; nuclear origin of replication recognition complex. Gene Ontology annotation, molecular function: DNA replication origin binding. The record is from RefSeq and is a predicted model, not a curated record. The coding region runs from base 175 to 1902 and encodes 575 amino acids. NCBI's taxonomy places the organism in Eukaryota, Metazoa, Chordata, Actinopteri, Anabantiformes, Osphronemidae. Gene Ontology annotation, biological process: DNA replication. The transcript is spliced from 16 exons.
AAGCGUUCUUAUUGGCUGGCGACUGACCUUUCACUUAUCACGUGGUUUAAAAGCUUCAGUAGGAUGGCGCCUAAAGUUGUCAUGUUCCCACACGGCAUACCUCUAACUCAUGUCUGUUAUCCUUAGGUCUUAACGUCGCCAACAAGCCACUGUCGCUAUUGUUUUCCAUCAGUCAUGAGUGUGCUGGAGGUGAAGUUCAUUGGCGAUGGAGAUGUUCUGGAGCACAUCGUGGACAAACAGCAAGGUGCGCAGUGCAACAGUGGGCCAGCUCAGAGGAUAGUAACGUUCAAGAGCCCGGCUGGGCGACAUGCCAGGGAGGAUGCAGAGCAUGACGGGGAUGGAAAUGGAGUCUUUGAUGAGCAGAAUUACAUCCAGGCGUUAGGAACAGACAAUACAGAAGAAGAGGAGGAGGGCCUGUCCAGAGUGGCUGGAUCCUCUAUUUUCACUUUUCAGAAAGCCAGACGUGGCCACAGCAUGGCUCAGACUGCGAAUGAGUUGGCACGGACACCUGGAAAAAGUGUCACUUUCAAUACUGUCCCAAGUGUUGAACCAUCCACUCCCACCAGAACAGGCCGCAGCCACAGAGGUGAAAGUAGGACUCCUCAGAGGAACAAAAAGGUUCAGUUUGUCUCUACAACACCACACCGGCUCAGGAAAAGAAUAACAACUCCAAGCCUCCGGUCCGACAGCGACAGUGAACUGUCACCCUCAGACUCUGGGGAAGAUGAGGAGGAACAUGGGACGGAAGAGGAGCAAGCAAUGAAGAAAGAAGACAAGGAGAACACAAAGGCUCCAAGAACACCUAGUAAGGGUUUAUCUGCAGCUCUCUACAAGACCCCUGCCAAGAAGAGCAAGAGCACUUCUGAACCCCUCAACCAGCCCAGCAUGGUUGAGGAGUAUUUCGAGGCUCAUGGCAGUUCAAAAGUCCUGACAUCAGAUCGCACCCUUGAGCGUUUACACACCCCUAAACUAGACAGGGAGACACUGGUCCGGCUUUUGGAAGGAAAGCCAUCCAGCUUCUCAAAAGAGAUUCAGCAGCUGCACAGCAAACACAGAAAGCACUUCAGCAAAUGGAUGUUACAGUUACAGCUGGGCUUCAGUGUGCUGGUCUAUGGGUUGGGUAGCAAAAAAGGUCUCCUAGAGGACUUUCGUGUGUCUUACCUCUCUGAAGCAAUCCACCUGGUCAUAAAUGGAUUCUUCCCUUCCAUUACUCUUAAAUCGAUCUUAAAUGCGCUGACAUGUGAGGUUUUGGAGCACCAGGGGAGCUUCCGAACGCCCUCAGACCAGAUCCAGUUCAUCGCCCAGACCCUUAAAGACAGUCCUGAUCUUCAUGUGUACUUGCUCAUCCACAACAUUGAUGGACCAAUGCUGCGAGGAGAGAAGACUCAGAGUGCUCUGGGGCAGCUUGCAUCGAUCCCCAACCUGCACUUAGUGGCUUCUUUAGACCACAUCAAUGCUCCCUUGGUGUGGGACCAGUUUAAGCAGAGCCAGUUUAACUGGUUGUGGUGGGAGUGUGUGACGUUCCAGCACUAUGCUGAGGAGACUUCCUAUGAGAACUCUCUUCUGGUACAGCAGACUGGUGCUCUCGCCCUGUCAUCCCUGACGCACGUACUUCGCAGCUUGACACCAAAUGCAAGAGGAAUUUUCAAACUACUAGUGAAGUUUCAGCUGGAAAACAAGGACAAUCAUUCAUAUACAGGUUUGUCCUUCCAGGAUUUCUACCAGCGCUGUCGAGAGGCAUUCUUGGUCAACUCUGACUUGACACUAAGGACACAGCUGACUGAGUUCAGAGACCACAAGCUGAUACGGACACGCAAGGGUGCAGACGGGGUGGAGUACCUGCUCGUUGCUGUGGAUGCAAGCACGUUGAUAGAUUUCCUGGAGAAUGAGGAGGGUGACUGAGCAGAGGAGGCCUCAUAAGAUAAAGUCUGGUGGAAAUUAGGAAUUGAAGUGUGAUGAAUAUAAUAUCAUCAUCAUCUUGCGGACACUGUACAGAUUAAAUAAAUCUCUUGAAUGUUU